Molecule: messenger RNA, 1917 nt
Organism: Aspergillus chevalieri
Lineage: Eukaryota; Fungi; Ascomycota; Eurotiomycetes; Eurotiales; Aspergillaceae
Gene: SPT8
Product: WD40 repeat domain-containing protein
Exons: 3
Coding region: 1-1917 (638 amino acids)
Molecular function (GO): protein binding
Source: RefSeq, a predicted model, not a curated record
AUGGCUUCGAUUGAGGACGAUGAUGAUCGGGAUCUCGCAGGCUCGCAGGACGGAAGCUCAGAUAAUGAGGAUGAGACCCUUAGAGAUGCAGACGACGGGGACAACGACAACGAGCCUGAUGCCGACGCCGACGGAGACCAAGAUGCAGACAGCCCUUCCAACACCAGCCAUAUCUCUGAAGGCCCCGGGAUGGCCUCGCAACAAAACCCCGAUACAGACGUUCCUAUGACCUCUCCUGAAGCAGCCGCUCAUGCUGCGACCGACCCUUUAUCCGCUUUCCAUCCCAGUGUGCGCUCGGAAUGUCUAACGUGUUCCACCUACGAUAUCGUUCCUACCACUGCGGCACCACACAGUACCUCAAUCAAUGCGGUGACGGCGACGGCAGACAUGAGAUGGGUAUUCAGCGGAGGUUCUGAUGGAUAUGUGCGGAAAUUCAACUGGGUGGACUCAAUCAACAGCAAAUUGAUGCUGACGGUGGCGCAGAGGCAUCCGUUUGUCGACAGCGUGGUGAAAGCGGGCGUGGUGAUGACGUACUGGGAGAAUAUGGAUGCCAAUGCUCUGUCACCUGUCUACUCUUUGGCCAGCCACAGCGAGGGUCUCUGGCUGCUGUCCGGUUUAGAAUCAGGUGCUAUCCGUCUCCAAUCAGUGCGACAUGAAGAAGGCCGAGAAAUUGCAUCUCUUCAACAACAUACUUCUGCGGUAUCCGUUUUGAAUCUGACGUCCGACGAGAAGUCACUGCUUUCCGGGGGUUGGGACAAACGUGUGUUCGAUUGGGAUCUGAAUACCGGGCAAGCCAGGCGCACUUUUGGCCCCAGUGCUGGACAAAUCUCGGCGAUUGACAUCCGGCCAGAGUCUAGUCUGCCAGUGCCGAGAGAUACUACAGAUCGACAGCAAAUGAAUGGGACAUAUUCAUCAAAUUACCAGGCCAACACCGGUGCGAAUUUCAAUUUUGAAAAUGCCCCCAACGAGCAGGGCGAUUUCGACGAUGCGAACCCGCAGGCGGGCUCACCGGCAGAUUCGCUCUUUGGUGGAGCUGACUCGCUAUUUGGCGACGGGGAUAAUGGUGGUGGUAAUGGCAACAAUCCCUCGGGGAAUGCUUUUGGUAUGGAUAACGACGACGAUGAGUUUGGCAAGUUCGCUGGCAGCAUGCUCCCUGAUGCAGAUGCCCCUGGUGAACAAGAUCAUGAAAUCACCGGUCAGCAAAACGGCAUUGCAAAAGCACCGAAAGAUACCAGCAAUGAAAACACAGACACGAACAUGACAACACAACAACCAGAUUCACAUGGAGCAGAGCUUCCAAAUGGGACGCAACCUGAAGUCAACGGGCUACCCCACGCUGAGGAACUAGAGCCCCCUUCUCAAAGUCAGGAUUUCUCACGGCAAUCACCGCAGUCAGAGUCAAAUGCGGACAAUGUGUUCCUUUCUGCAUCCAUCGACGGUACUAUCCGAGUGUGGGAUAGACGACAACCCGACGCAAUUGCUCGUAUCACGUCUCGCAAUGCUCCGCCAUGGUGUAUGAAUGCUUGCUGGUCUCCAGACGGAAACUAUAUAUACGCCGGUCGACGGAACGGCACAGUCGAGGAAUUCAGCCUUCAUAAGGGUCUACAGGAAGCGGAGCGCGUCUUCAAGUUUCCUCAGGGUAGUGGACCAGUGACGGCUGUUAAGGCAAUGCCUAAUGGAAGGCACAUUGUUUGUGCAUCCCAUGAUAUCCUCCGACUCUAUGACCUAAAGCACGAACAGGUCACCCGUCACUCGACUGUACCCUUCCUUAUUAUCCCGGGUCACCGAACAGGAACAAUAUCCCAGCUGUACGUUGACCCAGCAUGUCGGUUUAUGAUCUCGACAAGUGGCAACCGAGGCUGGGAGGGCAACACUACUGAAGUGCUGUUAGGAUAUGAGAUUGGCGUUCCGCGGUAA